Messenger RNA from Misgurnus anguillicaudatus (oriental weatherfish), 1407 nucleotides. The record is from RefSeq and is a predicted model, not a curated record. NCBI's taxonomy places the organism in Eukaryota, Metazoa, Chordata, Actinopteri, Cypriniformes, Cobitidae.
AUGAGUCUUGAGGUUCUUCAGCGGGCACAGAUGGUUGACCUGCAACUCUACACUGGUCAAAGAGGUGAGAUCCCCUGCAACAUCUGUGAGGAAAGCCGGCCUUUCAGAGCUGUGAAGUCCUGCUUGACCUGUUUACUUUCAUACUGUGAGGGUCAUCUGAGGCCGCAUCAGUUUUUGAAGAGGCUGAGGGGUCAUAAACUGGUAAAACCAGUGGAGAGAUGGGAUGAAAGAUUGUGCAGUGUCCACGGCAGACCCCUGGAUCUCUACUCUACCCGAGACGAACGCUGCAUCUGUGCCUUAUGUGUGACACCUGGUCUAGAUUUCAUACCUGUGGAGAGAGAGAGACGGAGGAGAGAGCAAAAUACUAUUGAAAGUUUGGAAACCAUAAUCAGUCAGAGAGAAAACCAACUUGAGGAUUUUCAGAACAUAGUGACAAAACAUCAGGCUGAGAUAAACAGAGAGCAGACAAAGAUGAGGGAGGUGUUUGCUGCAGUGAUGGAUGCUGUGAGGAGAGCUGAGCAGGAGCUGCUUGCUCCUCUAGAGGAUAGAAGAAGGAGUCUGGAGAGAGAGAUGGAAGAGAAGACACAGAAGAUUCAGGAGGACCUCGAAGAGUAUAAAGAAACCAUUAACCAUCUGAAUCAAACUCAGAAUGAAGAAGACGACAUCCUCUUUCUCCAGUCGUAUCCAUCUGUGCCUGCUGAAUUCAGAGAUGAUCUGGGAGUUUCUAUUGAAACUCAACUAAACUUUGGCUCCAUGAGAAAUAUAACCACAUCUGUUUUGACUUCUAAAAGGAGUCAGCUGGAGAAUCUUCAAAAUUACAAUUACAGAAUUUUCAGAUUCUUUUCUUCAGUGGAUGUCACUCUGGAUGAAGAAACCGCACAUCCAGCUUUGCAAGUGUCUCAAGAUGGCAAAUCUGUAAGAGUCAAUGGAAAUGUUCAAAACAGUCCCAGAAGCCCCAUGCAAUCUGACCUGGUGGCUGGCAUACUGGGAAAUCUUCAGAUCACGUCUGGAAAAGCCUUCUGGGUAGUGGAGGUGGGACAGAGAACGGCCUGGAAACUGGGCGUAGUAAGAGAAAAUGCAAACAGGAGAGGAAUGGUCUCCUACAAACCCAGUGAAGGUUAUUGGGUCAUUGUGUUCUGUGGUCCAAACACAUAUGGAGCUUAUGAAGAAAAUCCUGUUCAGCUGCAUCUCUCCACCAAACCUCAGAAGGUGGGAGUGUUUGUCGACUAUCAGAACGAUCUCAUCUCAUUCUACAAUAUGGACAAUCUGUCACUUAUUUACACAUUCACUCACUGUAGAUUCAAUGAAACGAUACGUCCGUAUUUUAAUCCUCAGGUCAACACAAAUUUCAAUCAUUCAGAUCCAAUGAUCAUUUCUUCUAUUAAUCCAACUGAUAUUCAUAUGUGA